Messenger RNA from Coffea eugenioides, 396 nucleotides. RefSeq names its product ATP-dependent zinc metalloprotease FTSH 2, chloroplastic-like. Gene Ontology annotation, cellular component: chloroplast thylakoid. The record is from RefSeq and is a predicted model, not a curated record. Gene Ontology annotation, biological process: proteolysis. Gene Ontology annotation, molecular function: ATP-dependent peptidase activity. The transcript has 3 exons. NCBI's taxonomy places the organism in Eukaryota, Viridiplantae, Streptophyta, Magnoliopsida, Gentianales, Rubiaceae. Bases 1 to 396 code for a protein of 131 amino acids.
AUGAUUCUCACUCCUCAAACUGAGGUAACCGUUGAUGUACCAGAUAUUCGAGGAAGAACAGAAAUUCUGAAAGUUCAUGCUAGCAAUAAAAAAUUUGAUUCAGAUGUGUCUCUUGAAGUGAUAGCCAUGAGAACAGCUGGUUUUAGUGGAGCAGAUCUUGCUAAUCUCUUAAAUGAGGCUGCUAUCUUGGCUGGCCGACGUGGGAAGGCAGCAAUCUCAUCAAAAGAGAUCAACGAUUCAAUUGAUAGAAUAGUUGCAGGAAUGGAAGGGACAAUUAUGACUGAUGGCAAGAGCAAAAGUCUGGUUGCAUACCAUGAAGUUGGGCAUGCUGUCUGUGGUAUACUUCCUGAGGUUCCUAUAGCAGCAUCUGCUCUACUAGGUAGGAGUACUUGCUGA